Messenger RNA from Pocillopora meandrina, 3257 nucleotides. The record is from the annotation of a GenBank genome assembly. NCBI's taxonomy places the organism in Eukaryota, Metazoa, Cnidaria, Anthozoa, Scleractinia, Pocilloporidae.
AUGGCGGCCGUCUUGCACAACCUUCGAUGUUGCGCAUUUCGACCUCUUAUUGUGGAAGAAUUGCAGAUCAGGUAUCAGUACAGCUUCCGUGGUAUAGAGAGGUUUGCUCUUAAACUAAAUAACGCCAAAUAACUAAUUUAUUUUCACUUUUGUCGUAGCAGAUCUUGUCUUCGCGGUUUACGAACAAGUCCGUGUGCCUUUGGUUUGGAAGAGUUUUUUCCACCUGAGGUGUUUAAAAAAGGAGAAUUAGCUAAAGAGAAAGUUCAUACAGGUAAAAUUGUAGAAAAUAUAUAGAUUGCAUUCGAGGCCACUUAGUUUCAUCGCAUUUAAUCAGAACUGAGGUAUUAUGCAAUUCUCAUAGUUUAGUCUGAUCGGGUGACUGCUAACAAGAUAAUCCUUACUGGACUUAUAUUAUUUAGUUGGUCUAAACCUUGGAAAUUCUUCGGAAUAUAAUUCAAAGCAUCACUAUUUAUCACUAGCCAGUCAGGUUUGAAGACCUUUACUCUUUGAUCACUCCCAGAUAUCUACUUCCUUCUUACCUUCAUGAGUUAUAUUCUUUGGGCUCGUUUUUUGUGGCAUAUACAACAGAAUAUUCAAAUAUUUGGAAGCUACUACUAGGUGUUGAAAUGGUGAUGAAAAACAGAUGAAUGAAUGCUUUACUGUUUGCUUGAUUACUGAAUGACUGAAUUAUUGAUGCAUCAAUCCAAUGAUCUGACCAACUCAUAACAACCAUGUACAAAGGCAACUGACUCAUUUACUGAAGGACUGAUUGACUGACUGAACAACUGAUUGACUAACAGAAUAACUGCCAAACUGACUCCAUGAGUGGCUGAAUGAGUGUCCUUCCGACCAACUGCCAGACUGACUGACUUACUGACUCUGACUUUCUGACUUAUUGACUGACUUACAGACUAAUGGACUUACUGACUCUCUGCCUUGCUGAUUGAGGAGCUGAUUUGCUGAACAACUACCUAACUGGCUGACGCGUUAACUCAUUAACUGACUAAUUGUUGGUCAGUGACAAACUCAUUGACCAACCAAAUGAUCAUCAUUGACUGGUUGUGCCUGACUCACUAUCAGACUGAUCAAUUGAAUGAUUAAUUGAAAGACUUCAACAGUGCAUUACCACAUGUGAUUUCAUACAGUGUAUUCAGGAUAGCAGAAUUUGAUUUUAAAUGUAUUGACUCUAUUAAUAAGUCAUCAAUAUGGUCUUUUAAGGUAGAAAAUGGCAUGCUGGAGAACUGAGAGGGAAAAGUAAUGAAGACCUUCAUAAAUUGUGGUAAGAGUUUCUGUUUAGAGUAAAAUACUCUAGUACUGAUCAAGCUCUAAUACUGAAUUAGUGCAUGUUGUCCUACAGGUAUGUUCUUCUGAAGGAGAGAAACAUGCUUAUGACUCUGAAGCAUGAAGCAAAAAGACAGAGUUUUCCGAUGCCGUCUCCUACAAGAACCCAUAAGGUAAAGAUGACGAGCUUCUGUAUUGUUGAUCAAAUUAUGAACAAUAAAUACACAUCAAAGAGAAAAUAAAAAUGAAACUGUUUGGAAAAAAUUUUACAUUAGUAAGGAAUAAUUCCAACCAAAACAUACACAGUGACUGACUUAGAGACAGUAGGGAGAAUUACUAGUGAGAUCUGAGGAGUAGAGCAGCUGAGUGAUUCACAUUAAAAUUUGAAAAAGAAAUUCUCAUUAUUUAAACAGUGCAGCUAUGCUAAGUCAGUCACCAUUACUUUUUUUGUAUUCAGGUCCAGAAGUCAAUGGCUGCAAUAAAACAGGUGCUUUCUGAGAGGGUAAGGAAUUAGUUACAUGCAGUUUUAUGCUUCCAUACAAAAAGUAUGUACAGUGAACUUUUUGUUUUGUUGUUUAUAACUAUGUUUUGUUUUCUUUUUAAGGAAAAAGCGGUGAAAAGCUUAGAAAAUGAAGUCUGGCCAUUUGAUGCAAUUCCAGAAGACAAACCACCUACAGCCAUGGAAGAAGCGAAGGCAGAGUUUUCUGAUAAGAAGAAAGAUUACCGUGAUUUGGUUAGAAUUCUAAAACAGGGAAUUAAAGUUGCACAAUGAAAAUGACCUGUGCUUUUCCAUAACAAACUCAGAAAGAAGAACUAGGGCUCCAGAUUGUGACAGGUAUGGGCACCAAUGCUGCCUUAGUUUUCCCACUGGUGACCAAAAGUUCUGACCUAAUCCCCUGCUGAUUAGGUGUUUGUAUUGCAUAAAGGGGGUAAGUUUCUAAAGAAACUGUGGUGCUGUGUCAGCAGGAGAGUAUAGCAGGUAAUUUAGUGUUAACAACUGAGUUGAAAACAUAAAUUAGCCACUGUAAAGCAGUUCCUUUUUUUUAGCUUUUUUACUCUUUAUGGUGGCCAAUUUACGUUUUCAACUCAGUUGUUAACACUAAAUUAGGUGUUUGUAUUGUUUUAAAUUCAAAGACAAACAAACCAAGUACAAAAGCACUUCAUGUUGUCUGUUUUACUUCUGCCUUGAGAAAAAUGAGGGAACUGGCAUCAGCAAAGCCUGUUGCCAUCUUACCUCCAUCCUUAGACACACAUUCUAAGUAUGUGAUUUCUGUUCCUCCUUUUCAAUAGGGCACAGAAUUUCAAGUACUUAAUUCAUUUAAUUAAUUAAAUGCCAUUCUUAUGGGUAGAUAUGGACUCAGCUUUUAAAUUGGUGACUAGAAAUUUACCACUAGCAAUCAUAUUAUUUUGCCACCUAGACACCAAAAGACAAUUAAGGAAUUUAUUCUAAAUUUUGGGUCCUGAGUAUAAAUGCAGCAAGUCAGAGCUAAAAAAGAUACCAUGUUUAUCGCAAUUGAGAUGAAUACAUUAUAAAAUUUUGCAACUACAAAAUUUCAACUUUUUUCUUAUUUCAUUUACAAAAUUAACACAGACUGGGCAAAGCUAGAAAAGUACCAUUUAGAGACAAUACUUUUUUCCAUCACGACUUACAAUAUUAUGCAUCUGGAUUCUUUUAUCUUAGAGUUAAUUUUACAAAGUUUGAUACAGCUAUUUUUUUACCCUUUCACUCCCAAGAUCUAAUUAGUUAUUCUCCUUACUAUCUGCCAUACAAUUCUUAUGAUGUUAGUUCAGAGAAUUUGGUAUUGGAUCAACUAAUAAUCCCGUAAUUGAUAUUCUUCUCUAUUCUCAUCACCUACCUGCUUGAUAUUGUAUUGAUAUUGUAAGGAGAAAUUCUGUCUUGGUCACUUGUAGGAGUGAAAGGGUUAACAUUAGAAAAUAUUAAUGUUAUUCUGCAUGAAAUACAAUGUAGAUAGGGU